GCGGCUAAUAAUACGUAAAUAAUAAGGCUAAAAAUUUAAACUGUUAUAAAUCACACGUCCCUGUAAAAGAAUUUAUUUAUGUAGUCACCACUUUUUAUUUCAUUUCUUAUGGUGACUGUAAAGGAUUUAUUGAGCUUGAUUUUUAAUACUGGUAAACUGUGAGGUUAGGUCGUCUUCCUUUUAUUGUGCGUUCAUCCGUUAUCUGUGAUUCUACGUUUUAAAUAAAUUUUUUGAAGCGCAGAAUAUGAUUGAAUACGAAAACUAUUUCAAAAAGAUACAUCAUUUUAAAAAUAAUGAACGAUACACCCUUCCAAAGAAAGCCUUUGCAUGCCGUGAAAAGUGGUUGGUGCCGGAGCUGCAGAAUAAGAAAAUCAAACUGAACGAAGUUAAAAGUUUAUUAGGGAAGUAUAAGUUAAAAGUGUGGUCGAAACAUACAGCUCAUAGAGACCCAUCUGGGUUCGUUAUGAAAAAACUAUCCGAAGAUGUUCAACCGGAACUGCUAACACAGGCUUGGUGCAAAUUUUAUGAAAUACUGGGCCAGUUCCCUAUUGUUCCUCAAAAUGCAGCACUUAGUGGAAAAUUUAAGAGUCUUCAUUUAUGUGAAGCUCCUGGUGCCUUCGUAUGCGCCCUCAAUCAUUAUUUGGUAUUGAACCAUCCAGGUAUUCAGUGGAAUUGGACAGCAAAUACUUUAAAUCCCAAUUAUGAAGGAAACGAGUUGUCACAAAUGAUCCCCGACGAUAGACUUAUAAGAUAUACACUCCCAAAUUGGUAUUUUGGGUUAGAUUUCACUGGGGAUAUCACAAAAUUCUACAACCACUGUGAUUUAGUUCAAAUCUAUAAAGAUAAUAAGGUUGAUUUAGUAACUGCAGAUGGCAGUGUGGAUUGUAUGAAGGACCCUGGAGAACAAGAAAGACACGUAGAAUUUCUUCAUUUCUGCGAAACCCUCAGCGCAUUGGCAGUUUUACAAAUAGGGGGCACAUUUGUUCUGAAAAUAUUCACCAUGUUUGAAGACACUACAAUAAAUUUAAUGUUCUUGUUGAACUGCCUCUUUGAAAAGGUGUCAGUCUUCAAACCGUGCUCAUCGAAAAGUGGGAACUCUGAGGUAUACGUUAUCAACACAAACUUUAAGGGUUUCAACGUUGUGUCCAGCAUUUGGCCUGAAUUAAUGUCGGUUUACAAUAACUCCACGAUUUUCUCCUUACAUUCCAUGUUUUCGCUGUUAGAAUUACCAGAUGGUUUCAUGGAUGAAAUCUUCAGGUGUGUAGAUUUUUUUAUGACCAAACAAGUCUGUACUAUAUUAGACAACAUUUAUUUUUUUGAAAACAGAAUAAAAUCUCAAUCCAAUAAAAUUUACUUGCUCAAGACUUCUGUAGCUCAGUAUUACAUGUUUCUAUAUAAACCGAAGUGGAUUCCAAAUGACAAAAAGAUCGUACCGAACAUCAGUGUCGGUGAUAAUUGGCGGGUACAUUCCGUCCACAAGAAUAAAGGGUAUAUUUGCGUUCUUACGGAAAACUUAGUAAAGUAUAAAUUAACAAUCGAUAUAAUUGACAUCAAAAUCGGCAAGCGAAUAAAAGUAGUGCAAAAUUCAAAGUUUACGCAGAAAGAUAAUUUACAAAAAGUGUCUCUUGGCGUCGGCAGAUAUUCAUUCGGGUUAUAUAACCUUACCUUAAAUUGUCUUAAAAACAGUAAUGAAAUCAUUAAUGCAAGAGAUUUCCCCUUGUGUUGGUAUCACGAGUUUCAAAAAAGUUUAUUCGAGAGAGUGUACAACUCCUUAGACAGAGCCUUGAAUAUGAUUUUUAUAAACGUACCGUUCCACACGCACUUCCUAGUUGGAUUGUUGUAUAUUAUGUUUUAUGCUUUUGAAAAGGUUUAUUUUGGAAAUGGCCUCAUUAUUCUGUACAAAUGUAAAGAUAAAUCUUUAAAACAAGUAAAAGAAGUAUUGUCGGUUAUUUGGAAGCAGUACAGUGAACUAGUAAGUGAAAAUUUUGCACAUAGCAUUGAAAAUUGUGCUUACUUUGAAAGAGAUAUUGUUCAAAUAAUACCAGCGAGGUUUUUCGAUGAAACUUAUAAUUCACUGGUUGGUUUAAUUUGGAAUUAUAAUAAUCAAAUUUGUUGUCCCUUACCAGUUUAGUAUUACUUGGUGUGAUAACGGUUUUGUACAGAAGCACUGA
Messenger RNA from Anoplophora glabripennis (Asian longhorned beetle), 2171 nucleotides. It is a transcript of the gene aft, whose product is annotated as cap-specific mRNA (nucleoside-2'-O-)-methyltransferase 2. Gene Ontology annotation, cellular component: nucleus; cytoplasm. Gene Ontology annotation, molecular function: methyltransferase cap1 activity. Bases 245 to 2131 code for a protein of 628 amino acids. NCBI's taxonomy places the organism in Eukaryota, Metazoa, Arthropoda, Insecta, Coleoptera, Cerambycidae. The transcript has 5 exons. Gene Ontology annotation, biological process: 7-methylguanosine mRNA capping. The record is from RefSeq and is a predicted model, not a curated record.